AGCUCGCCAGUAGUUAUUAGCCUGUGCCGUUGCGUGCACUUCUACAAAGGAAACUCGUCCAGGAAGGGGCUCUUAACUGCUCUCGCAUUUCGACAGCCUAAAACAGUUAUAACAACUUUGAUGGAAUCGCUGGAUCACCUACUGGCGUGCUGAGGCGGGCUGUAGUUUGGUGCUGGUCUCGCAACGGCCACACCUCUGCGCAGCGCUGUGAGCUUGCCAGCAGGAUCAGCAGCAUGUCUUCGCCCGAAGACGGAAGCCCGGCUACAGCAGACGCAAUUGAGGUGGAGGAGGAGUAUGGUCUGGAAGAGGAACUCAUCUACCAUGACGACGAGGCUCUGCUGGACGACUUCCCCGAUGACGGCAUGGAGGAUGCGCAGGAUGAAACAACUGACGUGAAGGCAGCGGCGGGCGAGGGAAAUGCAGCUGCAGGUGACAGAAAAGAGCCGGCGGACUCGUACCGUCGGGGAGCCUCACCGCGCAGCUCGGACCGCGACAGCGAUGGCGAUGGCGCUGCAGCUCAGCGCAGCCCCUCCCCUGAUGGCGAUGUGGGGCGUAGCCGUGACGAAGACGGUGUGGCGGCCGGUAGGGAGGGUGCUGGCAGCGGCCGUCGCCAGGCGGCGCAGGAGGGGGGCCGUGGCGGCGACGCUGCCCCGGACCGUGACCGUCAGCGGGACCGCCAUGACCGCGACAGUGACCGCGACCGGGACCGGGACCGGGAUGCUGAGCGUGACCGGGAGCGCGAGCGUGCUGGCGGCGACGCCCAGCGCGGGCGCGACGCCGUAACUGACGACCGACAGCGGGACCGCGACUAUGAACGUGACCGCGAACGGGAGCGCGAGCGCCAGCGGGAGCGAGAGCGGGAUUGGGACCGGCGCGGCGGUGCUGGUGGCGGCGAUGGCGGCGGCGCAGCCGCCGCUGAUCGCAGGCCGAGCCGGGAGCGUGAGCUGGACCGUGAACGCGAGCGGGAGCGGGAGCGGGAGCGGGACCGGCUCGAGCGUGACGACCGGGAGCGCGGCCGCCCGGCACCUGCGCCGCGUGCGGCGGACGACCGCCGUGACCGCUACAUCGAUGACCGGGAGCGCGAGCGCGAGCGGGAGAAGGAGCGCGAGCGGGAGAAGGAGCGCGAGCGGGAGAGGGAGCGGGAGCGGGAGCGCUACCCAGCAGCAGAGCCCGGGCCUCGUGUUGGUGGCGGCGGUGGCGGCGGCAGUGGCGGCUAUGACCGGGAGCGGCCGCGGGAGCGGGAGCGGCCAGCGGACUGGGAGCGCGACAGGGAGCGGGAGAGGGAGCGGGAGAGGGAGCGGGACCGUCAGCUGCCGCCACGGCCGGAGCCUCGUGACCGUAUGCCAGAACGCGAGCGUGACCGGGACCGGGACCGGGAGCGCGGCGGCGCGGCUGGUGGCAGCGGUCGCUUUGGGCCGGGCAUGGGCGGCGGCGGCGGCGCUGGCGGCAGCCGGCCGCAUUCGCGCGGCACCUCGCCGCCGCUGACGGCGCCGCCGCCAGCAGGGGCGCCGGCGCCCGGUGGCGAGCCACGUACCGCACGGGCGCCGUAUGGCCCUCCCAACAUGUGGCGCGAGGAGGCGCCGCCGCCCAGGCCGCGCGAUCCGGCGGCGGCUGCAGGCGGCUCGCCUGCCUCGCAGCCGCCUCGCGCCCGCGCACCCAGCUAUGGCGACGCUCGGGAGCGAGACCGGGAUUUGGGGCGGGAGCUGCCGCCGGCGGCGCUGGUGCAGCGGCCUCUGCCUAUGGACAUUGACCGGCGGCCGCCGGGCUGGGAGCGCGAGCGGGAGCUGCUGGCUGGGCCGCCGCUGCUGCACGGGCCACCGCCGCUUGUGCCGCUUCCUAUGGACAUAGACCGGCGGCCCCUGCUGCCGCCCGGCGGCAUGGCGGGGGCGCCGCCGCCUGUCCCCAUGGACAUUGGCCGCCGGCCGCCGCCGGCCGUUGCCCGUGACGAACCCCACCGCGACUGGCCGCCGGGCGCUGGCGGCCCGCCGCCGCCGGGGCCGUAUGGUGGGCCGCUGCCGCCGCGGGACGACCGGGAGCGCGACCGGCAUCGGGACUGGGAGCGUGAUCGGGAGCGCGAACGCGAGCGGGAGCGGGAGAGGGAGCGUGGGAAGCCGUAUGACGCCCGGCCGGCGGCGGGGCGCGGCGGUGAGCUGGAGCGUGUCGGCAGCAGUGGCCGGUACGACCAGCGGCCGGGGGUAACGGCGGACCGCGGGAGAGACUAUCGCGACGCCGCGGGACCUGGGGGCUCCGGCGUGCCACCGCCGGCGGGCUACCGCGGCCGUGAGGACUCGCCAGCGCAGCGCGGCGGCGGUGGCGGCAGUGGGGGGUACCGGGAUGAGCGUGACCGUGACCAGCCGCCGCCGCGGCGGCCGGAGCGGAUGGACUUUGACCGGCAGCCGCUGGAGCACAGGCGGGAGCCGGCAGCUGCGGCGGCGCCGCCGCGGGACCGCGAGCGCGACUCGCUCGAGCGCGAGCGCGAGCGUGAGCGUGAGCGCGAGCGGCGGCAGCACCCGCCUCGGGAUGAGGAGGCCUGGCGUCGGCCGGAGCGGCUGGACGGUGAUAGGCUGGAGCCAGCCGGCAGCGGUGGCGGUGGCGGCGGUGACCGUGGUGGCGGAGAGCGGGAUUCGCGAGAGCGGGAGCGCGAGUGGAGCCGCGACAGGGAGCGCGAACGCGAGCGCGAGCGGCCGCGGUCACCCGGGGACGACAUGCGGCGUAUUGCUAUGGAGCGGAGCGCGGCGGCCGCAGCGGCUGCGGGCGGCGGGGGUGCGGAGGGUGACGGCGGUGACGGCUCCGCCCCCCGUGCCAGCCGGGCGCCGUUGUUCGUGGGCGGGGGCUUGAGGCGGACCACGUCACACGUGCCGCUGCAGCAGCAGCCGUCGCAGCCGGAGGCCGGGAGGACGGCGCCGGAGGCGGGCAGGGCGGAGCGCUCACCUGAGCGGCGGGACCGUGGGGCGGAGACUGAGCAGCGGUACCGUGACCGUGAGCGUGAGCGUGAUUACGGCCGGGAUGCGGACCGCGGCCAGGAGCGGGCGCAUGGGCAGGAGCGGCAUGAGGAGCGCGAGGGGCGUGAGCCCAGGCGCGAUGAGGCCAUGGAGGUGGAGGACGAGGGUCGCCGCCGCCGCCGCCACCAGGAGGAGCAGCAGCGUCAGGAUGCCGACCGUGGGCAGGGCCGUGACACGCAUGGCCGGGAGCAGCAGCACCCGCGUGAGCAUCGGGAGGCGGGCGCGGAGGCGCAGGACAGCCGCCACGACACGCAGCAGCACCAGCAGCACCACCACCACCACCACCACCACCGCCACCAGGAGCGCGGGCCAGAUGCAUGGGGCGGGAGUGGGGGAGCGGCGGAGCGCAGCGCCCCGGCAGAGCGCCAGGAGCAGGAGCAGGAGCAGGAGCGGGAGGAGGGCGAGGCGGGCCAGGAGGAACGGGGCCCGGCGAUGGAUGUGGAUACGGGCGACCGCGCACCACUGGGCGCCGACGGGGCGGCGGCGGCGGCGGAGCUGGAGGCAAUCGCUGCGGCCGCGGCGGUCGCGGCGCCCGCCGCAAGGGGCCGCUCGAGGUGGGGAGAUGCCGAGGAUAAGCCCGCCGGGGCCGAUGAGGCUCGGCACAUGGUCCUGGCCACUGUUGUUGCGGAGGCGGAUGUGGAGAUGCGCGACGCGAAGGCAGCCACUGGUGAAGCUGCACCUGCAGCUGCGGCGGCGGGGGCCACAGCUGCGUCGGCGGCGGUUCAGGCUGCGAAGCCGUACGGCGCUGGUGCAGCGGCGGAGGCGCCUGCUGGGAGGGCUGACGGUGCCGGGGCAGAUGUGGAUGCGGCUUCGGCGGGUCGCGGCGCCGGGAGCGGUGAAGGUGGUGGCGCCGGCGGCAAGCGGCCUGCUCUUGACUGGGAGAGCUUUGAGCGAGUCAAGCGAGAGUUUGAUGCGCGCGUCAAGCAGCAAGAGCAGCAGCCCGCAGACGCGCGCGGUGGCGGCGGCCGCUCGCGCGACGACGAGCGGCAGUGGCAGCUACAGCCCAACGGGAACAGCCGCGGCGACGGGCGCGCCGGCGCCGGCAGUUACGGCGACAGAGGCGCCGGUGCCGACCGGGGCGGCGGUGGUGGCGACCGCGGUGGCUACGGCGCACGUGGCGACCGCGGUGGCUACGGCGCACGUGGCGACGAACCGCCGCGGGCACGCGAUGACGACGACCGGAGAGUGCCACCGCCGGCGCGGGGCCCUGGCGCCGAUGGCCGGCGCGAUUCGCCAUACGAUGACCGGCGGGCGGCGCAGCCGCCGCCGCCGCCGGCAGCAGCACGGGGUGCUGGCGCCAGUGACGGCAGGCGCGAUGACGUAGCGGAUGAGCGGUGGCGGCGGCCAGGGCCGACAGCAGCGGCGGCGGAGCCGCCGCGCCGCCGUGACGACGUCCAGGAGCGCCGUGGCGGCGGCGGCGGUGGUGGCGCGGCGCUGGCAGGGUCUCUGUCAGGGCCGCCGCCGCCGCGCCGUGACGGUUACGACGACCGGGAGCGCGACCGGGAGCGGGAGCGGCGGGACGCGCCGCCACCCAUGCGCCGGGAUGACUACGGCCAUGAGCAGCAGCGGGACAAGCGGCCGCUGCCGACAGGCCAGGGGCAGGGGCAGGGAGGGGGCGAGGGCAGACGCCCGGAGCCCCCGCGCGUUGAUCGAGCGCCGCACAUUGAUGGCGACCGCGACCGCGAGCAUGAGCGGGGGCGGCACUGGGACAGGGAGCGGGAGCGCCGUGGCCCGCCGCUGCCGCAGCCGUCGUCGGGCGGCUCGCAGCUGCAACCCGGGAGCGGCGGCAGUGGGGGCUCGUGGCGAGAGGAGCCACGCGGCGAGCGUGUAGCUGCGGCUCCUGCCGCCGACCGCAGGCCCCAGGAAUCGCGCGAAGCGGAUCGAACCCGAGACGCAGACCGUGAUAGAGUCCGGGAGCGGGAGCGGGAGACGUACCGCGACCGUGCUGGGGAGGAGGACCGGCGAGGUGUUGCUGGAGGAGGUGGGGCUGGCGGCAGCGGCGGCUGGGAGCGCGGCGGCGGCCGAGGAGGCGCUUGGGAAGGCAUCAGGCCACGGUCUCGGGACGCCUCGCCGCCCGGCGGCGCCAAGCGCCAACGCACCACGCCGCCGCCCUCCUACGAGCCCGGCAGCAACCGUGACCGAGACCGGGAGCGCGAACGGGAGCGGGAGCGGGAGCGGGACCGGGAGCGGGAGCGGGACGGGCGGGCGCCGCAACAGCAGCCACAGCAUCAGCAGCCCGACCCGCAUGCCAGCGCUGACAUAGUCCGAGCCAUGAUGGCGCCACCAUCCGGCGGCGCCGCGGGGCCCAGUGCAGGGCGCGCGGGGCCGCCGCCGCCUCCGCAAGCUGCUGGCGGCGCCGGCGCGCUGACGGCGGAGCAGAAGCGCAAGCUGCUGUGGACCACCAAGAAAGUGGAGGCGGCGGUGCAGCCGGGUGAACAGUCGGUGUACGGUGCCAACCGCUGGGACCGGGCGGCCGGCGCGCUGGACAGCGACCGCGACAAAGAGAAGUUUGCGCACCUCAUGGGCAUCAAGGCUGAAUUGGCACAGGUGGUGGGGCCGGCACCGCGCCCGCCCUCGCCCGGCUCCGAGGCGCACCUGGCCAUGACACGCGAGCAGCAGGCCCAAGUGCUUCGCGAUGUGGAGCAGCAGUACGUGCGGGGGAGGCUACGGAGCAAUGCGACCACUGGACUGGGGUUGUAGGACCGUGCCGAAUUGCCGAUGUGCGGUGUGCUGAGCUGUAGGCGUGGACGUAUUUGCUCACGUGUGCGUGGCGUGGUGUGGCGUGCGGCGCGAGCUGCGACUGUGCAAGUGUGAUACGUUUACAAUGAAGGGAGUCAGGCAGGGAUGAAUAGCGUAGUAUAGGACAAGAGGGUGUGCAGAUGUUGUGGUUUCAGGGAUGCGAUGCGGCGAAGUCAUUAUUUAGGUACUGUUUUGUACGGAAUACGGUAGCGCGCGCGUGUGGAGGAAAAAUGCACGUGGGGUAAUUCGCUUCCCAUGAGAGGCGCACGGCACUUGCACUGCAAUUUGCUGACCCCACCGGACCCGAAGCCAACAGCAGCAUGAACAGACGUCUACUGCG
This is a messenger RNA of Chlamydomonas reinhardtii, 6081 nucleotides long. RefSeq lists its product as uncharacterized. Lineage: Eukaryota; Viridiplantae; Chlorophyta; Chlorophyceae; Chlamydomonadales; Chlamydomonadaceae. The transcript is spliced from 7 exons. The record is from RefSeq and is a predicted model, not a curated record. The coding region runs from base 234 to 5702 and encodes 1822 amino acids.